Lolium perenne is the source of this 726-nucleotide messenger RNA. NCBI's taxonomy places the organism in Eukaryota, Viridiplantae, Streptophyta, Magnoliopsida, Poales, Poaceae. The record is from RefSeq and is a predicted model, not a curated record.
AUGGCUCGCCCCUGCCCCUGGUACCUGGCCGGCACGGCGGGCCCGAGCGGCUUCGGCUCGCGCACCACCGCCGAGGAGGCCACGGACGGCGCCGGCGACCUGAGCCACGUCGGGGAUCCGGGCGGAGAACGGCGCGGGUGCUCGGCCAAUCGCGGCGCCAGGAUGGUGCUCCCGGCAAGAAACCCAAGGCAGCCGAGGACGCCCGCGCGCGCCUCCUCGCCGAGCUCGGCCCCGCCACGGACGCCGGCCGCGUCGUGGUGCCGCGCGCACGACGACCAGGGGCGGCGGCUUCUCGGCGAGCGGCAUGGUGGCCGGCAUGCGCGACGCGGCGAGUCGUGGCGCGGGCGCGGGCACGAGCACGCCCGUGGCCGACGCGCGCCGCCCCCGCCUGUGUCCGCCCGUGCCGCCCCGCUCGUGCAAGCUCUAUGGCCGACGCGGCCGGCGCCGCGCCGCCCCGCCCCGCUCGUGCCCGUCCCCGUCCGUGGCCGACGCGGCCGACCGGAUGGAGGCGCGGCCCGUGCCUCGCCGCGUGCACGGCCCCGUCCGCCGCCGCGGCCCCGUUCGAUGCCGCCGGCGUCGCUGCAAGCUCGUAGCGGGCGCUGCCCCGUUCGACAUCGCCGGCGCGGCUCCAAGCUCGCUGGGGGCACGGAGCUUGUUUCGCCUUCGGCGACUUCCGGCGGGUGUGAAAAAAAGGGAGACGGCGGCGACCGGUGCCUCCGUGAGUAG